AUGGCAGUGGCUCUGGAUGAAGUGUGGGGGCGGGUGAAGAACGUCUGCAAGCAGAACGGACUGCUCAUCCUCUCCGUGCUGGCCGUGGUCAUCGGCUGCCUGCUGGGCUUCUUCCUGAGGGGCAAGCAGCUCUCCGAGCAGGAGGUGAAGUACUUCCAGUUUCCCGGUGAACUGCUGAUGAGGAUGUUGAAAAUGUUAAUCUUGCCCCUCGUCGUAUCCAGCUUGAUGUCAGGUCUGGCUGCCUUGGACGCCAAGUGCUCGAGCCGCCUGGGCAUCAUGACCAUCUCCUACUACCUGUGGACCACCUUUGUUGCCGUGGUGGUGGGCAUUGUCAUGGUGUACAUGAUCCACCCGGGUGGAGCCGCUCAGAAGGAGGCCUCUGAGGAGAGCAAGAAGCCAAUGACCAGCUCUGCUGAUGCGCUGCUGGAUCUCAUUCGCAACAUGUUUCCAGCCAAUCUGGUUCAAGCAACUUUCCAACAGUAUCGAACCCAGCGAGUCGCCGAGCUCAUCCCCAAACCAACGGUGGCUCAGCUCCUGGACGAGAUCACCACACGGAGGGUCUACAUCUACGGCAUUCAAGACGACAACGGCACAGAUGUCCAGAACUUCUCCCUGGAUCUCACGCCGCCACCUGAUGUCAUCAUGAAAACCUCCCCCGGUACCAGCGAAGGCAUGAAUGUGCUGGGGAUUGUCAUUUUUUCCGCUACCAUGGGGAUAAUGUUAGGAAGAAUGGGACCCAAUGGAAGCGCUUUGGUCAACUUCUGCCAGAGCGUCAAUGAGGCAGUUUUGAAGAUUGUUGCCAUCGUCAUCUGGUAUUUCCCUUUUGGGAUUGUGUUCCUGGUUGCCGGUAAGAUCUUAGAGAUGGAUGACCCUUCCGCCAUGGGGAAGAAGCUGGGUUUCUACGCCAUUACGGUGGUAAUGGGCUUAGUGCUGCACGGUCUAUUCAUCCUCCCGGCAAUGUACUUCUUCAUCACUAAGAAGAGCCCCAUCGUUUACAUCAGAGGCAUUCUGCAGGCCCUCCUCAUCUCCUUGGCCACCUCCUCAAGCUCUGCCACUCUGCCUAUCACCUUCAAGUGCCUCCUUGAGAACAACCACAUCGACCGACGCAUCAUCCGCUUCGUGCUGCCCGUGGGGGCCACCAUCAACAUGGACGGCACCGCGCUCUACGAGGCCGUGGCGGCCAUCUUCAUCGCCCAAGUGAACAACUAUGAGCUUGACUUUGGGCAGAUUAUCACGAUCAGCAUCACUGCCACUGCAGCCAGCAUCGGGGCAGCAGGAAUCCCACAGGCUGGACUCGUAACCAUGGUGAUUGUGCUGACCUCCGUGGGUCUGCCCACUGAUGACAUCACUCUCAUCAUCGCAGUUGAUUGGGCCUUGGACCGAUUCAGGACCAUGGUCAAUGUGAUGGGCGACGCUCUGGCUACAGGCAUCAUGGCUCAUAUCUGCAGAAAAGAUUUUGUCAAAGAAGGGGAGCAGGUGCCUCUGAUCUGCGAGACCAAGCCCAUGAUAAGCAUCCAGCAGAUGAUGACCUACCAGAAUCAGAAGAACGGCUGCUACCAGCCGCCUCCACCGGGCAGCCGGCAGGGCCACCUCGCCCCAGAGGUGGCUCGCCUGAUGAAGCUGGAGGAAGGCAUCCGGGUUCAGGAGAGGAGGAAACACGCUCACUCCUCCCACCACAAGAGAGAGCACCGGGAUAAGGACCACUGUUCCAUCGAUAUGAACGGGCUGGAGACCAACGUAUGAAGGCAGCUGCCCCGUCUGCAGCAGCGGGAGCUGCAGGUGAGGAAGACGUAUUAAAGACUCGGGCGAUUAGGUCCACAUGCACCUCCCCUCCGAGAGGGAGGGCGGCUCCAGAGUGGAUGAAUACAACGACAACAACAAAAAGACGUUUUUUCUUUUUCUACAUAACUUAAACAACAUGUUUGUGUGUUUGUACAUAUUCAACGGGAGAUCUCGUGGAUCUUUGAGUCUCAGUGGACCGGAAAGGAAGAAUGAAAUAUCCAAUACCAGAUAUCAUGUCACCCAUCCCUCUGUGGACAGACAACAUCCGCUCAUAUCUCUUUUAUUCAUUCUGAUCUGGUUUGGUUUGUUUUAGCAGAACCCUGGCUGUGAUUCUUUUGCAUACUCGACAGUUUGGCUCUAAUUUGGAAAUAUUCUAAUUGUGGCGGAGGGAUUGAAAAAUGCAUUAUUUAUAUUUUAUCCAGUUUUCCCAGCCAUCUCUCCCAACAUGUAUGUUCUCCGCCUCGUUGUCCUGAGUCUAAGUGGGUACUCAUUCCUGCAGUACUGUUGGGUCAUUGACAGAAUAAAGACAAAAAGAUGGUGACGGUCACAAGGAAAAUCAAAGUUGUGCGUUGGACCUUGUGUUGAAAUCACGGGAAGUUGUCUACGCACCCCAUUGCAUUUCCUCUUUGCCUUAAACAAUCAAAAGGAGAAGCACGUGGGACUCGUGCGCUAAUGAGCCCCGAAAACAGCUGAGACAGACCAACACAAAUCGACAAUCACUCGCUUCACUCGGAGCUCUGUCCAUAUGUGUGUCAUAUAAUGUACAUGUAUGUAUAUUACAAGUUUAGAUAUUAUUCAUACGUCAGUGUGUUCCAAGA
Molecule: messenger RNA, 2600 nt
Organism: Pungitius pungitius (ninespine stickleback)
Lineage: Eukaryota; Metazoa; Chordata; Actinopteri; Perciformes; Gasterosteidae
Gene: slc1a7a
Product: solute carrier family 1 member 7a
Exons: 11
Coding region: 1-1743 (580 amino acids)
Biological process (GO): L-glutamate transmembrane transport
Cellular component (GO): plasma membrane
Molecular function (GO): L-glutamate transmembrane transporter activity; neutral L-amino acid transmembrane transporter activity; glutamate:sodium symporter activity
Source: RefSeq, a predicted model, not a curated record